This is a messenger RNA of Xenia sp. Carnegie-2017, 1603 nucleotides long. RefSeq names its product neuropeptide S receptor-like. Gene Ontology annotation, biological process: G protein-coupled receptor signaling pathway. The record is from RefSeq and is a predicted model, not a curated record. Gene Ontology annotation, molecular function: peptide binding; G protein-coupled receptor activity. Lineage: Eukaryota; Metazoa; Cnidaria; Anthozoa; Malacalcyonacea; Xeniidae. Gene Ontology annotation, cellular component: membrane.
CACAAUUCUAACACAAUCAAAGAAACACGUAAAUAUUAAAACACACAGUUAUUGAAAGUCAUUGAGAAAAUGUUGAACGUUACACAAUUUAUGAUUGCGGACAGAAGAGUCCCUCAUAUAUCCACAGAUAUUACCCAAGGUAUCACAUUGACUAUAAUACUAAUGAUGUCGCUGCUGGGAAACAGCCUUGUUUGCUACUAUGGACUAACAUCUUCUCGAAGACAAGCAAUGAAUUAUUUUAUCAUCAACCUUGCUUUUGCAGAAAUAUUUUUUGCUCUCUUAGUGAUGCCCAUACACAUCAGCAAAAAUUUUAUUGGAUAUAACAUCAUUGUCAACCAUGGACUAUGCAGAAUUGUUCAAUAUUUUCACAUGGCAAUGUUAGGAGUUAUGAAUUUUACUUUGACAAUCAUAGCUGUUGAUAGGUAUCUGUCAAUGUUUCAUCCCACAUCGAAAAUAACAAUUCGCAAGGCAAAAUACAUGAUUGCCUUGGUGUGGUCCAUACCAUUUCUAGUUACAAGUCCUUUAUUUUUGGACUUAGCUGGCAUGAGAAUGCAUUCUAGACAACUGUUGCUUCAGUGUGGUAUAGGUAUAUCGGAAGAUGUAAGCCUGCAAAUUAAGAUAUACCUUUUGACACAAAUAACCUUAAUAAGUAUCCUACCCGUGACCUUGCUGAUCAUUAUGUAUAUUGGAAUGAUCUGGAGAAUUUUGCAAAUUGACGCAAGCCACAAAAAUCUCAAGUUCUCUCAGGCUGCUAAUGUCAAGAAGUCACCUUGUGGCACAUAUCGAGAGGAUAUAUCGGCAGCAAAGCGAAGGGCAUUUGUUAUGAACUUCAUUGUAACUUGUCUGCAUUUGUUUUGUUGGGGUCCGGUCAUCAUUUUGUAUGCAAGUCAAAUCAUGAAAAACUUUCAAAAUAACAAAACAAAUCUUUUGCAUAAUAUAUUGACCUACAUGGCAGAAUCUAAUUUGGCCUUGAAUCCAUUGAUUUACUGCCUCUUUGAUUAUGUGUUUCAAAGUAAAGUAAUAUGUUGUUUUAAGCACAAGUUCAGUCUGCAGCAACAUAAACACCUUCCAAAGGAUUGCAACAAACCCUUGACUGAGGAAAUAUUAAAUGAACUGAAUGUCAGCAAAAUAACUUCAACAGUUGAUGGCUGCAUGGAAAAAGAGCCUCUUCUCCAGAAGACCACUGCACAAUCACCAUCACAAAUAAUUUUGAGCAAAGAGAAAUUAAUCAAACUUGUUUGCAAUACAAGAAGAUACAGAAGUUUGGGUCUGUCAAGAAGCUCUCAGAUAUAAUGAUUGGAUAGGAAGCUUUGCUUUUCAACUAAAAUUUCAGUGUGAAGAAGAUAUGUGGGGUUAGAAAUAAAUAUGAAGAUGGUGGACAGGAGCAGUAACCUCUUCCCAAAUUUCAAAGAAGCCAUUGAUUUUGUGAGAACUUCUACUUUAUCAAAUUAUAGAAACUUAAUAAUUUUACAUUACAUACAGUGACCUAAAACAUUCAAGAUAAGCCUCCCCCCCUCCCUAAAAAAAAGGACAAGAAACAUACCUUUAAUGAUCCAAAUGUAUCAUGAAGAUCCAACAAGGUUUUGUCAUUUUGUCGAAUUUC